Zeugodacus cucurbitae (melon fly) is the source of this 7808-nucleotide messenger RNA. It is a transcript of the gene Mitf, whose product is annotated as microphthalmia-associated transcription factor. Gene Ontology annotation, molecular function: RNA polymerase II cis-regulatory region sequence-specific DNA binding; protein dimerization activity; DNA-binding transcription factor activity, RNA polymerase II-specific. Bases 1181 to 4090 code for a protein of 969 amino acids. The record is from RefSeq and is a predicted model, not a curated record. Gene Ontology annotation, cellular component: nucleus. The transcript is spliced from 9 exons. NCBI's taxonomy places the organism in Eukaryota, Metazoa, Arthropoda, Insecta, Diptera, Tephritidae. Gene Ontology annotation, biological process: regulation of transcription by RNA polymerase II.
AUUCAGAUAUGUAUAUUACUAAUAAAAGCUUUUGAAAUUAUUUUUGAACAUGCGCAUUUCUCUUAAAAGUUAUCUUUCGAAUAUAGGGUCAUUAUUCCUCUAUACAACUAUUUAAAAGAACUGUGUUAACAAUAAACAAUAUGUUAUAUUUUUGUCAAAGAAUUUUUUUGUUGUAUAAAUGAAAUGAUACUAUAAAUAAAAGAAAUAGAAACUGGGAAUGUUUCAACAGCGGUUUGAAAAUAUGUAAGGAUUCAAAUGAAAAUUAAAAAAAAAAUUAAAUUUGAUCACAAAUACCCUGUGUUUAAGACAUAAAGCUGUUUUAAAAUAGAAUAAAUGUACGAAACAGUUCGAAAGAUCGAACCGCUCAGCGAUAGGUGCCGAAUUGAAGAGAUUCUGUAUGAUACAAGAUCAAGGUCCGUUGUUCUUUUGCUUACUGGCCGAGUAUAUGGCAAUGCAAAAUCUUCUGCUUUUAGUAAUUGACGAUAUAACCAAGAGAAAUAAUAUAAAAUGUUGUUUAGUUCAAUUAAUAAAAAUUGUGAAACUCUAUUACCACAAAAAAAACAAAUACGAAGUGAAUGAAAUGAAUCAUAAGUGAUUGAACAAAAAAUUAUGUAUAAAGAAAUGAGAAGAAAUAUAUAAAACACAACACAAUUAACGCAAUAUUCUGAAAUUACAGUGUAUAUUGUUUUGUGAAUAAUUCGACUUAUACAUUUUCAUGACAACAUAUAUGUUAUGUAUAUUCAUACAUAUAAAAGUUUUAUAGAUGUAUUGUGAAGUAUUUAAUGAUGUAAAAUGUAUAAAUUUGGUACCAAAUUUUUUAUAAAUGCGUAUUUGCACGCGUGUAAUAGACAUUCUAUGGCCAUAUAUAACCAUUAUAAAAUAUUUGUCUUUUUGGAAAAAUAAAUCAAUAAUCAAUGCAACUGAAAAUAUCGGUAUCAUAAAUAAUUGCUCUUGCAAAAACACAAGGUGGAAAUUGAUAAUUUUUUAACCACAGAAUCAUACAAAAUAAAAAAUAUAGAAUCUCAACCAGUUCGGUUACCAUUAGCAUCAAUUUCUGAAGCCGAAACCAGCAGUGUCCAGAAUACCAGCAAACAUUAUUCAACCUUAAUCACAGUUAUCUUUUGUCAACUCUAAUAAUAGUCUGAAUCAAUAUCCAAUCAGUUAUCAUAACGGAAGCACAAUGUCACCUCAAAGUAAUUUUAAUCCAUCCUCAGAUAAUUUACCAGAGUUUCAAGAAUUUCUACAGCGAAUACAAACUCUCCAAAUGACUACCACAAAAGAUAAUUUAAAUCAAUCAAAUGUAAGCAAAAAGAAUCAGCAAAUGAGUGAGCUUAAUGCAAUCGACCCAAUGCUUGGAAUUGAGGUUGGCGUUGAACCUACUGCCUUGAUGGAUUUUGAUGAAGUUAGUAACGAAAUUGCACAACCAGAAAUAAGUUACACACAAAGAGAGCAAACGUAUAAAAAUGAAGAAGAUUUACUUCCUCAUUUCCAUUCAGCAUUGGCUAUUAGUUCUGAUGGUCAUAAGAAACAAUCUGAAGGUAAUAUACGAGUAACAGUUGGAAUAGACAAAGAUUUGGAAAUGAUAUUAGAAAUGGAUCCAAGCAUAGUGGACUUAGGGGAUAUAGCAGUCACGGAGCCAGUUGAGCCAAAAGUUAUUGGCUUACCGCCAUCAACAGGGGGCCCUACAUUUAAAACAACUGUUCCAAAAUCUCGCACACAACUUAAGCAACAAUUGCAACGUGAGCAGCAACAACAAGAGUUGGAGCGUCGUGAAGCAGAGAAGAGAGCAACUACCGCAGCUGAAGUUGCAGCACUACAACAGCAAGUGGAGUCUUAUAUAACACAGCAAAUACCAAAUUUAAACAAUAGUCAUCAGUUGCAUGCCCAACACAUGAUGGGCAAUAGCAAUACAUGUAGUGGUUAUAGACCAUCACCUAAUAGUUUUGGAACAAAUUUCAAUGAUGUUCAAGUGAACCAACAAAAUUAUUUCACUAACCCUCCCUCAGCAAAUUCUUCUGGGACCAGUUCUAGUCCGGUUAUGUUAAAGGGGCCGCUUCAAAGUAUCGGUGUGGAUGUACCCAAACAAGUUUUACAGGUACGGACAGUUUUAGAAAAUCCUACCCGUUACCAUGUUAUUCAAAAGCAGAAAAAUCAAGUUCGACAAUAUCUCAGCGAGUCUUUUAAAAAUGAAUGGGAGAACAAAACUAUACCCAACACUACAACAAUGUCAAAUACAAAUCGUGAAUCCAAUCAAUCUCCCAAUUUUCUUAAUAUUUCAAGUUUUGGCGGAUCCAAUGGAGGAGCAGAGAUAAGUACUAGACAUUCUCCACAUUUACAACUCACCCCGAAUGCAGCAACUCCUAUUAUGGAUGAUCAUAUGCAAUUGUCACCCUCUCCUUAUGGUGUAGAUAGUGCAAGUAAUAAUAUAACAACUGCUGCCAGUUGUCAAUUUUUUCUUCCAACUGACCAAAGUUCAGUGAAAAGUUUCGGAGGCGAUAGCGCAUAUAAAAAUUCAAUUGGCGGUAACUCCUCAAGUUUAACGGGCGGCAAGAAUUGUGUAAUCGGAGUAACAAAUGGUUUAUCUCUUGGCGGACGUUCAUCUGGACCAGUAAAUUCACUAAGAAAUGCUAAUUGUUCUAAUGUAUCCACGGCUAGUCCAGUACAAUCAGCACCAAUGUCACCUUUAAGUUCCGUAGCAACAAGUGCAUCUGAACUCCUCUUGUUUGACAGUGAUGCGGACGAUUGCCUGUUUGAUGCAGAUCUAAAAUUCGACAAUUUCUCAUCAGAUUUGGCUAUAAAACAAGAACCACAAUCCAUUACCGAUGCGGAAAUGCAUGCAUUAGUUAAGGACCGGCAGAAGAAGGAUAAUCAUAAUAUGAUUGAGCGCAGAAGACGUUUUAAUAUAAACGACCGCAUUAAAGAACUGGGCACACUACUACCAAAAACAAACGAUCCAUACUACGAAGUCGUACGUGACAUUCGUCCAAACAAGGGCACAAUACUUAAAUCAUCUGUCGAUUACAUCAAAUGCCUCAAACAUGAAGUAUCACGGCUGAAACAAAAUGAGCUACGCCAACGUCAAAUGGAAAUGCAAAAUCGAAAGCUUUUAAAUAGAAUAAAGGAGUUGGAAAUGCAAGCUAAGUCGCACGGACUACCAUUAAGUGACUUUAAUUUAACUUCAGUAUCAGCACCAGCACCAGCAUCUUUCCUCAAAGGAACCAGUCCUGCUUCACCAUUGUCACAUAAUAAUCAUUCAACAUCAUUAAUACCGGAUAUGGUAGAAAAAUUGUCUGUUAUAACAAGUGAAGCCAGCCUCAGUAUUACUCAAAUAGAUGACCUUAUGGAGGACAGCAAACAUCCUGUACACUGUGGUGAUCCCUUGCUGUCCUCAAACAUUAGUCACUUUUUUUCAGCAGCACAUUCGCCAUCGACAACGCAUCUGCAAUGCUGUAAUAGUUUCGAUGGCAAUGAUUGUAUUGGUGACAAUGAUCACGACUGUCAUAAUCCCAAUUGCCAGAAUAAUGCGAACUCGCUAGACGAACUCUAUCAAAACACCGUUACUUCGUCCGCGUCAACAGUGACACAUAUAAAUGGUAACUGUUGCAGUAGCAAAAGGCAAAAUAUGAGUAAUUCCGUCUGUUGCCUAACAACAAGUUGUCAACAAUCCAGUCAUCAUCAUCAUCAUCAACAACAGCAUCACCAACAACAACACGCACAGCAGGAAAUCAAACACUGCUGCGAUAGUAAUCAUUACUUAAACCACUCGCAACAUCAAAUUACGUCCAUGAUGAAUAAAAAUGAUAUUAACAGCCUGUCUAAGUCACCAUCGACUUUGCAACACGGCCGAGAUCCCUUAUUAUCUUCCUCGCACCACCAACACGUGGAUCAAAAUCUUCCUCUUAACGGCUUGGGGUCGUCGUCUCUUCAGCACCAUAACCAUCUGCACGACGACGAACAUCAUGUCGGUGCAUCACACGCUUCUGAUGAAUUAUCUAAUGCAAUGAUGAGCGAUUCUCUCUCACUAGUCUCAUCAGCAACAAAUGAUCCUAUGCUACUAUCGCCUGAUUCCUUGGACAUAGACCUGGCAUGAUAAAAUGACUAACACACACAAACAUUAUUUAUAUUACCUACGAAUGUAUUCUAUAAUAGAACAAAUAUGAAAAUACUACACCUUCUUGUGUAUUAGAAAAAUAUAAAAUACGCCUCUUAUACAUGUAUGUAUAUUAUAAUAUGUAAGUAAAACAUAUGUCUACAUGUGUAUAUAUGUACGGACACACCUGCGAUUGCAAGCGUGUAUAUAUAAUGUACAUUGUUUUUGUUUUUUUCUUAUUAUAGGCAUUAAUUGUAUUGUUGAUUGUUAUAUAUUGUUACAUAUUAAGAAUACAAAGUUUUAAGUUGAAAAUUUACUUAAAACAUACAAAAAUAACAAAAUAUGUAAAUAUUUUGGUGUAUAAAAUUAAUUAUAUUUAUACAUAUUGUAUUAUUAUAUAAUAGUGUAUUUCCUUAUAGGCAAUCAGAGUAGUAGAUUAGAGUUUAAAUCGUGGAAGCGGAAUGUUUAUUUUAGUCACGUUUAUCAAAUUUAAUCCUUGUAUAACGAAAAGCCAAUUCAUUCGUUUUAAAUUGUAAAUGGUUAUCACUGUUGAUUUUUUGUAACUACUUAAUGAACAUUUUUGUAAUUUAGGCAGGAAAAUCAAAAGUAAACCCAAAUUACGCUCACUUUUCGUCCAUAUUUAGUAACAUAUAAUAAUUGUAUUACCAUUGAAAUUUCCCAAGCUGAUUUGCGGAUUUAAUUAAAAAAUUAAACAUACAUUGUUCUUUUAACUAAUUUUCAAUGCUACAAAAAUUUACUAAAUUAGAGAAAAUUAAUACAAACAUAUGUAUGUUUGGAAACCAUAGAUAAAUACAAAUGUACACACCUGUUCCGCCAACAUGAAAUAUACUACAAACAAAAUAAUUUUAAAUUAUUGAUUUCCAUAUCACAUAUGUACAAUGUUAUAUGACAAUAUUUUGAAUACCGAUAUGUGAGUUGGUUGACCCUUCCUUUGACCUAUGUAUAUAUAUGUAUGUAUUUGUAUGUAAAUGUCUAUAUUAGCAUGUUUACCUAUUUAAUAAUAGGAAUAGCCAAAUACAACAUUUGUUACAAAAUUGAAUUAUGUGAAAAAGUUUCAAACUGUAUGCCAUAAUAGAUAUCAUAAGUUGUACUGACAUUGAAAAUAUCACAGAAAAGUAACACCAAUAUUUUGAGGCGAAAAACUGAUGCACUUAAUUGUGUGCACCUUUGAGUAAAUAAAUAACUAUGUACAUACAGGAGGGUGGAAAUGACUGCAUGUUUUUAUGUCAUGUACUUAUUACUUAAAAUAAAAGUAGUAAAGGAAAAGCAAAAUUUUUUCUGCGUAUUAAUUCAUAUUCAGUUAUUAAUAAAACUUAAUUACUGUAUAUUAAACAUAAAGAAACGCUAAAAUGGCUUAAUGCUAAAAUCAUUUAGUUUGGUUGUUAUAUUUGAGAAUAGCUAUAAUUCAAUAAAGAAACCGCAAGAAAAUAAUGGAAAAUUCCGUAAUUGAAAUAAAGAAGACAGAGUUUAAGUUAAGUUUAUGAACAAAGUGUUCAAUAGAAUUUCUGUAAAAAGGUGCAACUUAUCCAAAAGUCAAUCUUUGAAAUAUAUUAUUUCAAAUGAACGAUUUAAGUACACAUGUAAGCGUACAUAUGUUUAUGCACGUCGUUUAACAUGUACAUACAUACGCAUAAUGGUGAUUAAGUAAAAUAUUUCAAUGUAUGUACGUAUGAAUAUGUAAAUUUUCAAAUUGUUUUAAAAAUAUAUAUUUGUAUGUAUGUGCAUAUGUAUGUAUUUAAUUUAUUUGAAAUAAUGUAAUUCAACUUUAUUUUUAUUGGAGUUUAUUUUUAAUGAAUUAUUUAUUUAUAUUCAACCAUAGCAAUUCAAAUGUGAGCAUUUUAAAAAUGAAUAUUAAACCACGAACUAAAAGACAAGAGCUGUGAUUGUUUAAGAUAAACAAGUCUGUUAUUGGUAGAAUAAAAUUGGCCAUUUGGGUUGCUUAAAUUCAGUUCUCGGUAUAUUAUAUAAGCAAUAAGCACUCUUGUUUAAUACUACUCUUUAAAUGAUAAUUCCAACUAGAAAAUAUUUGACGUGGUAAUAAAUAAAAUAUCUCGUGCCGUAAAGAAAUUGUAUACCAACGAUUGUUGUUGUUGUUAUAGCCAACGGUCUUUCUACCGGCGCGACUGCCCCAGACCGGAUAUAAAUCCGUGUUCGUUUUAGUUAUGCAGUACUGAUAAUGAGAACUACGAAGCAUGAAAGGAAAAAGCAUAAAUGCUAUAAAUUAUAAUAUAAAUUAUUCAAAUAAUAUUUUAUACCUUAUUCAAAUAAUAUUUUAUACCUUAUUCAAAUAAUAUUUUAUACCAACAUGCUCCACAGAGUAAUAAUAUUUUUCACUCAACAGUUGUUUGUAUCACCUAGUAUCCCUUCAUCCGUCUGUCCGUGCAUGCAAUUACUUGAGUGAAAAUUAUUUCAAUUUUUGAUAAUUCUAAGAUCUCUUCAGAAUCUUUAAAUUUAAGCGUAAAUAUGGUUCAACAUUGCUAAAAACUGAACAAUGCGUGCGUGUCCAUUCACUUUUAAGAGAACUCUUAACUCAGCAACUACUCAACACACUGAUUUUACUCUUUGAAAACGAACUAUAAUGGUCUGCUGCUUAAUUGUAUAUAUUGUGCUUCAUUACUUCUGCUUGAAGCAAAUGUUAAAUAUGAAAUCUUCAAUUUGAAUAUUUCAAAUACAUAUUUUAAUAGUGAAGCAACAGACGGACGUUGCAACGCGCACUUGUAUUUUAAAGAAGUUUACUUAUAUUUUAUAAGAUAUAUGUGUCAUAUUCAUACAAAAACAAAUAAAUUAAAAUCAAACUUCCUAUCAUUCUACAACAACUUUUUGUACAAGUUUGAGAUUUUUGAUUAUUAUAUAUCGAAUACAACAAAAAUUAGUUAUAAAAGUACGAAAAACUGCGAUAAUUUACAAUUUAAAAUUUUUUCUACACAAAUAACGCUAUAAAAUCUCUAUCUCGAGUCCCCGACCUGUUUUUGAAUACAAUUAAUGAGAAGCGAAAGUAUUUUUAUUAUAGAAUGUGUACAAUCUAAUUAAUUUGGUUUUAAUAUUUAUAAAAUUAUUAAGAAUUCAUCCCAAACAAGUUUUUUCGCUUUAUACCCUUAUAAGUUGAAAUCACGUAAUUAAUAAAUAAAAAACAUUUUAGGGCACUUGUUUAUCAUUUUUUAGCUAAUUCCGCCGACAACCAGUCAAGACCUUCAUAAAGCCCAUUGCCCUGAGUAGCACACGCUGCUUGAAUAUACCACUAUAAAAAAUAUUUCCUUUAAUAUGAUGAAGCAUUAUAAGUUAAAUAGGGCUUACAUGACGAUUUCGAAGUUGAUUAAGUCUUAGUUUGUCGGUCAAUUCAGCAGCACUCAUAGCAUUUGGCAAGUCCUGUUUAUUAGCGAAAACCAGCAAUACAGCAUCACGAAGUUCGUCUUCUUGUAACUGCAUGAAUGAAAGAUGUAUCUUAAGAAAUAUAUAUAUACAUAUAUAUAGUUUCACGAACCAUAUUCUGUAGUUCUUUUUCAGCUUCAUUUAUGCGAUCACGAUCAUUUGAGUCCACCACAAAUAUUAGGCCUUGUGUGUUUUGGAAGUAAUGGCGCCAUAGUGGCCUAAUUUUGUCCUGACCACCGACGUCCCAAACGGUGAAACAAAUAUUUUUAUAUUCAACGGUCUCAACGUUAAAACCAAUAGUUGGAAUGGUCGUGACAAUCUCCCCCAG